UGAGGGAAUGGGUGCUGGUUAAGGUAGCUGUGCUGGGCUGGUAACCCACCUGCCUCUUCAGGAGCGGCCAGCGGCUUUCAUUUUGCAUUUCCCGUGUCUGACACUGUGGGAGUCGCUAGUGGAUGGGUUUACAAGAGCUGUUUGUGGAGACCAUCGCGAAAGAUGCUUACUGCUGUGCUCAACAGGGAAAGAGGAAAACCCUGCAGAGGAGAGAUCUGGAUAAUGCAAUAGAAGCCGUGGAUGAAUUUGCGUUUCUGGAAGGGAACAAUAUGAGCCCCUCACCAGAAGCUGAACAGAUGCCAGCACCAUGCUCUUGGACUUCCAAAACUGCAAUGUCUGGAGAAGCUAAGGGAGAUCGUGCCAAGGAGCAAAGGACGCCUUCCUUUCCUGGUCCUUGAGCAGCUCUCAUGUGGAUGAUUACAGUGCUCUUUGGAUUGGGAUCCCUUGUUUCAUCUGCCUCCAUCCCAUCUAUCCACCUGCCACUCUGCAGCCAGAAUGAAAUCUGAACUCUGCAAACCAGAGCACGCCACUCGUAUGCUUAAACUCUUCUCAGUGAUUAGAGAUAGAGCCUAUGUAAAGAGAAGAACCUGGCUUUCAUAAGAUAAAUUUACAUAAUAUUGUGGAAUUCUCUCUUAAAGACUACAAAAUAUUCAUUUUGCAAACCUUAUGAACACAUUGCCAGGUACACAGUGUGCAGACACAUCAUUAGCAAAGGGCUAAGUUGAGAUUUGAACCGGCAACCUCCAUCUACUGUCUCAGAGAGUGGGGCCUAGCAUCAGAGUCCACUACUAACUUGCCAUGUGACUAGGGCCAAGUUGCUUAAUCUCACCUGUCUCUGUCAUCAGUGUAAACAGGAAUGGUAACAGUAUCCACCUCAUUGUGUUGCUGCAGGGAUUAAAAUAUUUACUAUACAGGAAGCACUUAGUUUCUCACACAUCCUAACCAAGCAACAAACCUUAGCUAGCGGUUAUCACAUCUCUGAUUACCACUUGCCUAGUCUCCGUAUGAUCUUUAAGCUUUUAGAAUUAGGACAAACAUUUUUCAAAGGAGGGGUGUGACCAUUCCCCAGGAGGCCCACGGUGCCAUCAGCAGUGCGUUCACCAUGAUCCCACAGCCAUUCGCCUCGCCAAGUGACAGUGUGACUGAAUAACUCGUGCCUUUUCUGACACACCUCUCGGACGGCCAGCUUCGCCCGCUGCCCUGACCACCUUGUUUGAAGGAGCUAUCACCAAGCGCUCUGCCCACCAACACGGGGCUCCCUCCAAGUUCCCGUCAGGCCCCAGCCCUCGUCCUCGGCUCGGGUUUGUAUUGAUUCUAUCUCAUCCUUAUUGUUCACAGAAUAAAUUGCUUUC
Messenger RNA from Lepus europaeus (European hare), 1352 nucleotides. It is a transcript of the gene POLE4, whose product is annotated as DNA polymerase epsilon 4, accessory subunit. Lineage: Eukaryota; Metazoa; Chordata; Mammalia; Lagomorpha; Leporidae. The coding region runs from base 123 to 398 and encodes 91 amino acids. The transcript is spliced from 6 exons. Gene Ontology annotation, molecular function: protein heterodimerization activity; DNA binding. Gene Ontology annotation, cellular component: epsilon DNA polymerase complex; nucleus. The record is from RefSeq and is a predicted model, not a curated record.